UUUUGAAGUGGGCUGGACUAUUCACUAAAGAAGGGACGUGCAAGACAGCAUUUGGAAGUUUCAGGAAACAAGUGCGCUACCUCCAGAGGAGAGGAAUGGAAUGCACCCGGAACUCUAUCCUCUUCAACGUGUAACCUGUUGAGAGUUUAGCUAAGCUACCUGCUCACAAGCACCGUUCAUAUGAGGGAGAUGACACCUUGAGACUUUCCAAGAACAAAAGUCCCAAAAAGCCAAAUAGGAUAUCGAUUGAAAAUGGCGUCCCGUGAAGUAAACGGGGAUGAACUUUUAGAAGUUGACAUUUGCGACAGUAUCUACUCUGAAGCGGAAAGCGGAGUUUUUGUCAACUCAGCUGCGUCUUUCUCGGAUAGCUUCUCCGCCUUUCAGAAAUGGAGUGCCAUAUCAAGUCACGGCAACGCCACCGUCUCUGACUGCUCAAAUGACACAUCAUCCCAAACUCAUUGCGAACAGGAGGUCCUGAAUGGAAGUGCCAACGCAGAAGCAGAGGAAACUGGCUGCUAUUCUGAUACUGAGGGCCAGGACGAGAACCUCAAAAUCCCGCGCACCUCAAUCGUGGACUGUCUGCUAGUGGAGCUAUAUGACACCUACAGCAGCAACAGGAGAAGCGUGGACAGCUUGGACAGCUCCACGGAAGCUUCCAGCUCCGAUGCCUUCUUUGGCCGCAGUAACACGGGUUCCAGCUUCCUUCAAGAGCUGCAGGAGAAACACACCAGGCGGCACCAGAUGAACUACUUAGCUCAGAAAGCCCCGGAGCAGCUGCGCUGGAUCAUCCAGGAGGUGAAGUACCGCACCGGUCUGCAGUCCACCAAGCUGCUGCGUCAGCUGAGAAGACGAGACCGCCUCUACCACAAGCUCCAGAAGAACUACGACAUCAUCACCGCCUGCCUGCAGGCCGUCUCCCAGAAGAGACGAGUCGACACAAGGCUGAAGUUUACCUUAGAACCCUCGCUGGGCAAAAAUGGCUUCCAGCAGUGGUACGAUGCCCUCAAGGCUGUGGCCAGGCUGCCGACAGGCAUCCCAAAAGAGUGGAGGAAGAGGGUUUGGCUGACCCUGGCCGACCAGUACCUUCACAGUAUCUCCAUAGACUGGGAGAAGACGCUCCGCUUUGCUUUUAACGAGCGCAGUAACCCUGACGAUGACUCCCUCGGCAUCCAGAUUGUCAAGGACCUCCAUAGGACAGGCUGCAGUUCCUACUGCGGCCAGGAGGGGGAGCAGGACCGGGUGGUUCUGAAGCGGGUGUUGCUGGCGUACGCUCGCUGGAACAAGACUGUGGGCUACUGCCAGGGCUUCAACGUUCUGGCCGCCCUCAUCCUGGAGGUGACGGAGGGCAGCGAGAGUGACGCGCUCAAGGUGAUGAUCUACCUGAUAGACAAGGUGUUACCGGAGAGCUACUUUGCCAACAACCUGCGUGCUCUGUCAGUGGACAUGGCCGUGUUUAGAGACCUGCUGAGGCUCAAGCUGCCCCGCCUCUCACAGCACCUGCACCACCUGCAGAAAGCAGCCAACCGCGAGGCCGGAGGCAGCUAUGAGCCGCCCCUGACCAACGUGUUCACCAUGCAGUGGUUCCUCACCAUGUUCGCCACCUGCCUGCCCCCGGCCACCGUGCUGAAGAUCUGGGACUCGGUGUUCUUCGAGGGCUCCGAGGUCCUGCUGAGGGUGGCCCUGGCCAUCUGGGAGCGGCUGGGCGAGAGGAUCGAGUACUGCCAGACAGCUGAUGAGUUCUACAGCACCAUGGGGUGUCUGACGCAGGAGAUGCUGGAACACAGCCUCAUAGAGCCCACUGACAUGAUGCAGGAAGUGUACUCCAUGGCCGUGUUCCCCUUCCCCCAGCUGGCUGAGCUCAGGGAGAAGUACACCUACAACAUCACUCCCUUCCCCACCUCCGUCAAGGCCAAUGGCAGUGGGCUGGGAGGCUGGGACAGUGAUGACGAUGCUGACAUGGAUGAAGAGGACUCUGUGGUGACGGCUCUGGGCUGCCUGGGGCCCCUGGGGGGCCUGCUAGCCCCCGAGCUCCAGAGAUACCAGAAACACCUCAAAGACCAGAGCAACAUUGGGGAGCUGAGCCCGGGGGCGGUGGGGGCGGGGGUGGCGGGCAGGGCGGAGCACCGCGCCGCCAUCAACAGUAUGAUGGAGGAACGCAUGAGCACGGAUAUCUGGGCCCUGAAGAAGCAGUACUGUCGCAUCAAGAGACGGCAACAGCAGCAGGCCACCCAGGUCUACAUACGCACAGGACCUGGACUGACCACAACCCCCGGGGUCCCCCAAGAUCCCCCCACCAGCCCCAAACAUGACAAGUGCCCCGCCACCAGUGUCCUGGCCUCCCAGCUGAAUCCCUCCUCCCCAGUGGUCAACCACCUCCUCCUGGGUCGUAGGCCCCGCACCUCCAGGGCCAGCCUCACACACGGACCCCCCUCGCCGGGGCUCAGGCCUGCAGCCCUGCCCCAGUCCCCAGCCUCCUCCCCCUCCCGGCCCCAGGCCCAGUCCUGCCCCGCCCAGAUGGGCUCCCCCUGGCGGGCCCACGUACGCUCCCACCGCAGGAACGUGGCCAGGGCACGCGCUCAGCUGGGCUUUGGAGACCCGGAGGAUCAGGAGGAGGUGGGGGAGGAGCCUGGGAUAUGCGACAGACGGUCGUCCGAGAAGGGAGGGGAGAAGAGAGGUGGCGGGGGGGGGGGAGAGGCUGAGGAGGAGGAGGAGAGGAAGGAGGUGGAAGUGGAGGAGGAAAGGAGGAAGGUCAGCCCUCUGCCUUUGUCUCCUUCCCAAAGCUCCUUGGCGGGAGCAGGAGAGGAGGUGGGGGAAGUGGAGGAGGGGCUCGCCUCUCUGGAGCUGGUGAUCGGAGUGGGACCCGCCCCUCCCACAGAGACUGAGCCAAUCGCAGCCCUGGUGGUGCCCCCCUUUGUCCCCGAGGCCACAGCAGAACUGGGACCACCGCCCGCCAUCCCCAUCCUGCCCCCACCGCCGUCGACACGCCGCCGCGAGUCCGACUCCUCCGGCUCCGAGAGCGGCCGCCGCUCCCUCCGCCGCUCCCCCUCCACCCCCCUCACCUUCUCCUCCAUCCCCUUACCUCUCUCCUCUUCCCCCUCCACCCCCCUCGCCCUCUCCUCCUCCGCCUCCUCCACCCCGCAGCGCCUCCCCUCCUCCCCCUCCAGCCCCAGCCUCUCCCCAGAUCCGCCCUUUGGCCUCCCCUCCGCCCCCACUGCCUCCUACCCCAGCACCCCCACCUCCCUGGAGGCGGCCCCCCAUCCCUCCCGGCCCCUGGCCCAGCAGGGAGUCUUCUCUCCGUUCCCCUGCGUCAAGCAGCCCCGCAAGUCACCGGCCGCCCGCAACCUCGGCCUGUACGGCCCCACUCCCCGCACCCCGACCGUCCACUUCCCCCAGCUCAGCCUCGGCCGCAGUAGCGCCUCCGCCACCACCAGGAGGCGCUGACGCCACGUCACCAAGCAGACCCGGAUCUGGACCCGGACCUGAUCCGAAGCAUGGUCUGAACUGUGCUGGAGUUCCAAAGGAGGGGCCCCUGGAUUGGCCCCUGGUGAGGGACAUAUGGGGAGUCUGUGAAUAAGUUAAAGAGGGUAAUAGUGAACCAAUGGGACUCUACCUGACUACCUGACUGUUUGUGUGUGUGUGUUUGUGUGAGGAACACAGAUUUUGGGGAACAAGUGCACUCUUUCCUAUCAAGGGCUCUACGACGGAUACGUACUCUACAUGGUCCGAGAUCGAGAACAAGGACGAGGACACAACGGACGGACGGUUCCAUGCUGGACUGUAUUAAGUUGUAUUCAGUGUGUGCCUGGUCUGGUGAACAUGACCACAGUUGCAUAUAGGCCACAGUUGUAUUGAAGAACAUAUCUAAGGACUGAUUACUGUCUUGUACUGUGGGUUUGCUGUAGACUAAGGGGCCCCAUUGUGGAUGACAGGCAGGCACAAAAGAGUAAAAAAAAUAUCUAUGUCAAUCAGAAGAUGUGAUUGAUAUGACCAUUCAAAGUUACAGAAGAAUUCAAUGGGUUUCGGCAGAAUGAUGAAUGAGAGAGUGAUUGGGUUUUGGCCUAGUGUGCAGCUAAUCGCUUCUGUGGCUAACAACUGUAACUUGUGUCACCGCUGCAUGCUUAGGGCCCAGUGCUACAGUACACCUUCUCCUGAUGUCAGUCUGCAGUGUAGAACUCUACACUCCAACCAGGCCUGAAUGGCCAGAAGGUUGAAAAUCAGUUUUUUAAAUGCUUAUCUGUGCUCGUUUGCUAUUGCCUGGCACAACAGAAUGAAUUUGAAUUUGUCUCAAUAGGUCCAACCCAGCCAGCUUGACACUAGAGCAACACACUCCAGUUUGAAAGUAUUUCUAAUAGUCUUUGAUCAAGGUUUGGCUAAAAUACCCAUACUAUAGAUACAGCGGUACCUUUGGGAUUGCUGUCGUAUAUUAUAUGUAUGUGACCACACAGGAAACACCACAGUCACACCCAGAGCCUAGCUCACUUCUGGUCAGCUGACCUCGCCUAAGCCAAUCUGAGCUAAGCAAGCUGAACAAUCCUAGCUUUCACAUCUUUGCCCAAAAGUGUAAAUCCUUUACAAUGUCUGUACCCUAUGUAAGAUGUGCGUGUGUGCUUUACACAGAAUGUUUAUCCUGCCAAAGAUGCAAAACAAACCUAUAUCCACAACUAGUACUGUUUUAGAACUAACAAAUGCUUAAGAUCACAGUGAGGGAUCCGCUUAGUUCAUAUGCGUGUUGUCAUUUUACAACCUCAAAACUCUCUUGAAUGGUUUUCCUCAGCCUCCGUGAUCGUUUCUGUUGCAUCACUUCCUGUCAUGUCCUUAUCCAGACGUCUCCUUACGAAGGACUGUGUCUGUGAUAGACGAUGUGUUGGUGAGCCGAAAGAAGUACCACAUCCUCCCGCACUCUCUCCUCUGUAACCCUCAAGUGAAGGAAGUCGACACUCCAAAUAAAGAACAGAGAAGCCUGUCUAGCCUGUUGGGUCAUGUUCAUUCCAUGUAUGAGUAAAGCACUGCAUUGUGGGCCGGCUUCACCACAUCCAUUUAGUCUGUCACUGACCUUGUACAGAAUUACAAAUGUUUAUGACUGGAGGCUUGACCAUGGGAUGUAUGUGAGAAGGAGAAGUGUGUAUCCAUGUGUAGGGUCUGGUGUAUGAGAGAAGAGAGAGAGAGGGGGAGAGAGAGAGAGAGGGAG
Osmerus eperlanus (European smelt) is the source of this 5188-nucleotide messenger RNA. It is a transcript of the gene tbc1d30, whose product is annotated as TBC1 domain family, member 30. Gene Ontology annotation, cellular component: endoplasmic reticulum. The transcript has 14 exons. Bases 253 to 3441 code for a protein of 1062 amino acids. The record is from RefSeq and is a predicted model, not a curated record. NCBI's taxonomy places the organism in Eukaryota, Metazoa, Chordata, Actinopteri, Osmeriformes, Osmeridae.